GUUUCUUGCAUUGUAUUGUGCAGUUUUUGUGUUGUGUCUGCGUCGGAAUUCAUUUCCCGUUGAGUCUCCGUCCUCCGCCGCAUAAAGCGAUGUCUUCCGCCGAGACGGAGAUGGAGCCUCUCACGUCCGGUGCAAGCAAUCGCAUAAUUCCGCUUCUCAAAGCCCUGAGGUCUUCGCUGAUAUUCGUCUACACCUACUUCCUCUCGUUCCUGUUGUUCGUUCUCCCCCGGCGCCGCCGCUUCUCCUCGACGCCGUCUUUGGCGGGACCACCGUCGCCGAAGAAGCAUUUGAAGCGGCGGUGGCUGGUUCGGGAGGAGGAAGACACGUUCAGGAGAAGAGCGUUGGCGCAAGACGUGGGAAUGGGUCGCGACGAUGGAUGUUGCCGGUGGAACACUUCUAUUUUCUACGGUGUUAGAAACAACGCUCUGUUUUGCCGAUCGUGGUUCCCGGUCACCGGUCAUGUUAAGGGCAUUCUGAUCAUCAUUCAUGGGCUUAAUGAACACAGUGGAAGAUAUGCGGACUUUGCAAGGCAAUUAACAUCUCGCAACUUUGGUGUCUACGCAAUGGACUGGAUAGGUCAUGGAGGUAGUGAUGGAUUGCAUGGUUAUGUUCCUUCUCUUGAUCAUGUGGUUGCAGACACAGGGGCUUUCUUAGAAAAGAUUAAAUCAGAUAAUCCUGGGAUACCGAGCUUUCUCUUUGGUCACUCCACUGGAGGGGCUGUGGUGUUGAAAGCAGCCUCCCAUCCUCAUAUUGAAGUAAUGGCGGAGGGAAUUAUAUUAACCUCGCCAGCUUUGCGUGUGAAGCCAGCUCAUCCUAUUGUUGGUGCUGUUGCUCCAUUUUUUUCUCUGGUAGCUCCUAAAUUCCAAUUUAAAGGAGCAAACAAAAGGGGCAUUCCAGUUUCAAGGGACCCAGCAGCUUUGUUGGCAAAGUACUCUGAUCCUUUGGUCUACACAGGACCUAUAAGGGUCAGAACUGGUCAUGAAAUAUUGCGGAUAUCCUCGUACUUAAUGCGAAACUUCAAGUCUGUGACAGUGCCAUUCUUUGUCCUCCACGGAACUGCUGAUAAGGUAACUGAUCCACUGGCCUCACAAGAUCUCUACAAUGAGGCAGCUUCGGAGUUCAAAGACAUAAAGCUUUAUGAUGGAUUCUUGCACGACCUUUUGUUUGAACCUGAGCGUGAAGAGAUAGCUCUGGACAUUAUCAACUGGAUGGAAAAGAGAUUAUUUACUAUUUGAAAAAGUCAGUAGGAAGGAAAGACACAAGGUGGAAAAAGGAAUGCCAAGGUUCAAGGUUGGUUAAGUGUAGAAAAUUGAAGUCGCCCUGGGAAAGGGGGUGGCGGAAGCAGAUAGUUUAUUUUUAGGUGUUGGAUAUAUUUAUAUGAAAUGUGUGACGAUCGUUGUUUCAUCGAGAAACUGUAAAUUAUAUAGUUUUAAAUUUCAGUAGCGUUUUCAACUCCCUAUUUCCAGCAUUCUUUUAAUUGGUUAUCCGUUUAGUGCACGUCAUGUUCGCGAAAUUUUAAUUUUAGUUUUUUGCACGACUUCAAUUCCUGCAGUAUCUAUAUGUGGUGUUUGUUUCCAAAGCGUCGUGAGUUAAACGGAUACAAAAACAACUCUAAUUACUCCUUAUAAAUAUUUCAGAAUUUGGUUUUAG
Messenger RNA from Abrus precatorius (Indian licorice), 1650 nucleotides. RefSeq names its product monoacylglycerol lipase. The record is from RefSeq and is a predicted model, not a curated record. The transcript has 7 exons. Gene Ontology annotation, cellular component: membrane. The coding region runs from base 90 to 1235 and encodes 381 amino acids. Lineage: Eukaryota; Viridiplantae; Streptophyta; Magnoliopsida; Fabales; Fabaceae. Gene Ontology annotation, molecular function: lipase activity.